Molecule: messenger RNA, 334 nt
Organism: Sphaeroforma arctica JP610
Lineage: Eukaryota; Ichthyosporea; Ichthyophonida
Exons: 1
Cellular component (GO): cytoskeleton
Molecular function (GO): actin filament binding
Source: RefSeq, a predicted model, not a curated record
AUGUAUUUCGCUCUAACCAGUGUUUUGUUCAUUCUCCACACGGACAGCCACGCAUCAAAGUACUCGUCUGUGGCCGUCGAUGCCUCCUCCAAUGAAAUUGAGCACGCAGAGUACAAAGUGCGAUGUGAUCUAGCUGCUGCAUACCGUAUUGCCCACAACAUGGGGUGGUCAGACCUGAUCUACAACCACAUAAGCGUGCGCGUGCCUGGAAGUAGCGAUGACAACCCAUUGUUUCUGCUCAAUCCGUUUGGAUUGGGCUUUGAGGAAGUGGUUGCCAGUGGGUUGGUGACGGUAGAUAUCGCCGGAAAUGUGGUGGAUAAGGGCUCUCAGACAG